Messenger RNA from Haliotis rubra (blacklip abalone), 3426 nucleotides. RefSeq names its product broad substrate specificity ATP-binding cassette transporter ABCG2-like. Gene Ontology annotation, cellular component: plasma membrane. The transcript has 18 exons. Lineage: Eukaryota; Metazoa; Mollusca; Gastropoda; Lepetellida; Haliotidae. The record is from RefSeq and is a predicted model, not a curated record. Gene Ontology annotation, molecular function: ABC-type transporter activity; ATP binding; ATP hydrolysis activity. Bases 17 to 2047 code for a protein of 676 amino acids.
CCAGUCGACCGGUGCAAUGGAUAGUACAAAAAGAGGUUUGGCAACGACACGGAUAAAUGUGACUCCUGUUGUUCCAAAGGAGGUCCUCAUUGCCAAGUCACCGGAGGACGGGAAUGUGUCUGUACGGUAUGGAACCACGGACAACGGCAGUGCAACACUGGACCCCGAGGCAGGCUUCAGACUGAGCGGUUCCCAGAACAUCCAGUCCUCUGUCAUCUCCAUCCAUAACUGUUUCUACUCUGUAGCAGUGAAGACGAAAGCAUGCUGCGGCAGAACACAAACGAAGACUAUUUUAAAAGAUUUAAAUGGCAUCUUCAAGCCAGGCAUGAAUGCUAUCCUUGGACCAACUGGAAGUGGGAAGUCAUCACUGCUGGAUGUGCUGGCCGGCAGGAAAGACCCGGUUGGCCUGAGAGGUAACUUGCUGUUGGAUGGUGCCCCGCCCCCUGACAACUUUAAAUGCAUGGUGGGAUAUGUUGUACAGGAUGAUGUCGUCAUGGGAACUCUGACAGUGAGAGAGAAUUUCCAGUUCUCUGCAGCUUUACGGUUACCCUCGGAUACCACAAAGAUGGAGAGAGAUGCCCGUGUGAAUGCUGUGAUAGAUGAACUUGGGCUGACUCAGUGUGCUGACACCAGGGUUGGUAAUGAGUUUAUUCGUGGUGUGUCUGGUGGUGAGAGAAAGCGAACAAACAUCGGUAUGGAGCUGAUUAUCUCCCCUCCUGUGCUGUUCCUGGACGAACCAACCACAGGCCUGGAUGCCAGCACAGCUAAUGCAGUCAUGUACUUGCUUAGAAGACUGGCCUUGAAGGGUCGUACCAUCGUGUUCUCCAUCCACCAGCCUCGUUUCUCUAUAUACAAAGUGUUUGACAACCUGAUGCUGCUGUCGGGGGGUGAGGUCGUCUACCAUGGAGCAGCACCUGAUGCUCUCCAGUACUUCAAGUCAAUCGGUUACAUCUGUGAGGAACACAACAACCCUCCGGACUUCUUCCUGGACGUCAUCAACGGCGACUACGACACCAUUGCCAACUUUGAGGCCCCAGACAAGAAAGAAAAUGAAAACAGCAAUCUUCAAGAAAGUCUUGUACAGAGUUUCAGACAGUCACAGUGGCACGACAAACUGAUGGAUGAGGUCACGGAGAUCUAUGACAAGUACAUGAAGGAUGAUGAGAAUGGCACAGUUGUUCGGAUGCCACGAGUGCCCUAUACAACGUCUUUCUUCAAUCAGCUGAUGGUUGUCUCAGGAAGAACAGUAAGAAAUAUCAUCCGAAAUCCCCAGACCUCCAUAUUGCAGGUGUUUGUAAUGAUAAUCUUUGGAGUGAUUGUUGGUGCUAUUUACUUUGAUGUGGAUGACACUGCAUCAGCAGGGAUUCAGAACAGAGUCGGCGCAUUCUUCUUCAUCAUCAUGAACCAGGUGUUUGGCAACUUGUCUGCAGUAGAACUCUUCAUCAAAGAGAGAGCCAUUUUCAUGCAUGAGAACGUGAGUGGCUUCUACCGUGUGUCGGCCUACUUCCUGGCUAAAGUCUUCUGUGAUGUCAUUCCCAUGAGACUGGUUCCAGUAACAUUUUUCACCGCCAUUGUCUACUGGAUGAUAGGUCUAAGAAGUGCAGCUGGCUAUUUCUUCUACUUCUUGCUGGACCUAUUUUUAACAGCACUGGCAGCCUCAGGAUUGGCAUUUGCCAUCAGUGCCAGCGUCCGCAUCUUCGCAAUCGCCAACCUCCUCAUCGCUCUGUGCUAUGUGUUUAUGAUGUUGUUCAGCGGACUGUUGGUGAACCUGAGCUCCAUUGCCGAUUGGCUGGUAUGGCUGAAAUGGUUCAGUAUCUUCAGAUACAGUCUUGAUGCUCUCAGCAUCAAUGAGCUCUCUGGUGAGGUUUUCUGUGACAAUGGGCCAAAUGGUACUUGCACAACAGGGGAUGAGUAUCUCAGCCAGCAAGGUAUCGCCUACGAGACGACAUGGGACUUGUGGGUACCCCAGGUGGCACUGGCAGCUAUCUCCCUCGGCUUUCUAAUUCUGUCCUAUAUACAGCUGCGUCGCCUCAAGAAGCUCAAAUAAUACAUCUUCCAGUGUGAGCGACAUAUUGGUGUAUGUAGACUUUGUGGCAGUACAAACGGAAGCUCCACUCACCAUGUACGGGUGCACCUAAUCAGAGGACUAUAGUUUUGUACAUAUUUUUUGUGUUGAUGUUGGGAUAAGUGGUUUAGUAUAGAGCAGCAUGCAAAUCUAAGAAUGUUGUUUAAGAUAAAUAAAAAAAUCAUCUUACUUUCCUCAGGGACAGAUGUACUGCUGCUGACAAUGAGUAAUUGAAAAUGGUUGUACAGUGGAACUGUAUAGUAUAUAACGAGUGAAUAUAGUUUUAUUGUCUUUUGCUUCUUUGUUUAUUCAACAGUUGUCCAACAACAUUUUGUUGAUUUUGUAUAGUUUAUUUGGUUGGAUGUUUCAGACAUCAUCUUUGUGGAAUCCGAAUGGUUGUGAUUGUUUGGUGUGGAAGCUUAAUGUGAUAUUUGGUUAGACCUGACAUCGGAGUGUCAAAACCUUUAUAUGUAUUUUGUUCUUCAGCAAAUCCUCUUUGAACUUCAUAGAGAAAUUAACUUUGAGGUAUUUGUAUUCAUUUUUACAGAAUUUAUUUUUUGUGUACCUUAGCUCACCUGAGUGAAAGUCUCUGAGCUUAUGUCAUGACCUGGUUGUCAGGGGUGAAACACCUGGAGUAAUGCCUGUGAUUAGAAACAUUAUACUCAUGUAUAUGGUAUAUCUUAGGCUUUGAAUGGAUACUUGUGGAAAAUAUUGCAAAAAUGUUCUACAAUAGUACAUUCCUUUAUUUUGAGAUUAAGACACAUAAGGUACAGUCAGUGGCUUGUUUCAUAGUUUCAUGACAGCAACAAUUGUUUAGUUGCUAUUGACAUAGUUGAACUACUGUGCCUUGGUGCUAGAUUUUGUGACCAUAACCUUACUUAUAUAUAGAAUCAUAAAAAUAAUUUUGUGUGUGUGUGAGUGUGAGUGACAUUUCAAAGUAAUAAUAAUAAUAUUGUGUUGGUUUAUAUAGUGCCAAACUCCACACCAGUUAUACUCAUAGUGCUGACAAUGAAUAGCACAGCGCAUUAUUACAAGGGAUAACCCAAGCUGCCUGUUACGCGCUAGAAGGUUAUAGUCACAUGACUUAUCCCACCGGGUACCCAUUUUCUGCUGGGUGAACAGAGGCAAUUGUGCACAAACUCACUUGCCUAAGAUGAGACCACAUGUAUCACAUCUGGUUUGUUGUGGGGCAGGACUGAAGUCCUAGAAACUCUCAGGAGUCAAGCUGCCAAACACGUCACUCUUAGGGACAUCAUGUUGUAAUAAUAACAUUGAUCUAAAGUUUUUGCAUGAGUGUCAGUUUAUAUAUAUUCCUUUCCUUAUUUUUUAAAGUUUUGUCAAUAAAAUAAAUUUCAUACAAA